This is a messenger RNA of Diospyros lotus (date-plum), 1100 nucleotides long. RefSeq lists its product as uncharacterized. The record is from RefSeq and is a predicted model, not a curated record. NCBI's taxonomy places the organism in Eukaryota, Viridiplantae, Streptophyta, Magnoliopsida, Ericales, Ebenaceae. The coding region runs from base 25 to 825 and encodes 266 amino acids. The transcript has 2 exons.
GAAGAAACGCAGAGAGAGUUAACAAUGGCCCCAAUGUCUAUGGCCAGAACCGCCUUUGCCAGGCUCUCCAAGGCCUUUCCACACUCCCCUUCUCUCCCCUUCCACCGCAAGGCUUCAAGGGUCUGCUUCACUUCUGCCUCCAAGCACUUGCAGGGACGAAAUGCGCCAGAAGGGAGCCAAGGAAAUGGCUAUGAAACCAGUUCAUCAUCAUCUGACAGUGAUGUUGAAGAUAACGCAGAUGAGAUGAAAGAGAAAGCCAAAGAGAAAAUCAAAGAAGGGGCUGACAGAACCAAGGAAGGGGCUCAAGAAAUAAAGGAGAAAGCAAAAGAGCAAGCCGAGGCAGCCAAGGAAAAGACCGGUGAAAUGGCGUGGAAGGCCAAGGAGAAAACCAAAGGGGAAGCCACCGAAGCAGCCGAGAAGGCUCAGCAUGCCGAACAGAAGACCAAGGACGCCGCCGGGUCUGUGGCGGAGAAGGCCAAGGAGGGGGCUGACAGGGCGGCGGAGACUGCACAAGAAGUGAAAGAGAAGGCCAAGCACGCGGCGGAGAAGGCGAAGGAAGGGACUAGCAAGGCGGCGGGCAUAGGAGAGAAGGCUAAGCAGACGGUGCAGGGGGCUUGGGGGGCGGCGAAGGAGACUACCCAGAAGAUCAAAGAGACGGUGGUUGGAAAGGAUGAAGACGACAAGGGCAUAGAUGAGUACCUUGAAGAUCACGUGAGGAAGCCGGCCAAGGAGUACAGGGAGAAGGCCAUGGAUGAAGACGUGGUGGACAUGCGGCGGCGAGCUGGUGGCCAUGAAGAAGAAGAUCAGAAUCGGAAGCACCAUUAAUGAACUUUGGCAGUUGGGAAAUUAAUAAUUUAGCAGUAAUAUUGUGUAAAUUUAGUUUCAACUACUGGGCUUGGUUUAUUUUGCAAGUUUGGAGCUUCCAACAUUAUGUCACUCAAAUGAAGAACACAACCGAAUUGGAGUUGGCUUCAGCUUCACAGAUCAUGCAUUAAUACUAGUUACUAUCAUUGUUAUUUUAAGUUAUUAAUUAGCAAGUGCAAGUCUUUAAAGCAAAAUCAGGUUUGGGGUGAGAUUGAGCCAAGUCUAAAUCAUGUUUA